This is a messenger RNA of Saccoglossus kowalevskii, 1678 nucleotides long. Its product is annotated as E3 ubiquitin-protein ligase TRIM71-like. The record is from RefSeq and is a predicted model, not a curated record. Gene Ontology annotation, molecular function: protein binding; zinc ion binding. Lineage: Eukaryota; Metazoa; Hemichordata; Enteropneusta; Harrimaniidae.
AUGUUAGGACAGUUAAAAGUGAAAGAGAAGCAAGUGAAGGAAGAAAAAGUAGCAGCUGAAUCUACAAGAGAAGAAAUCAGAAAACAGUGUGAGGCAGAGAAAGAGAAAGUUAAGAGAAAGGCAAAGGAAGUGAUAGAGAGAGUAAAGAGAGAAGAAAAGAUGCUGAUAGAUGCCUUGGAUGAAAAUGCUAGGAUGGGACUGAAAGAUGCAACAAUGAAUAUCAAUGAGUGGGAAUUUCACCAUGGCAACAUAGUCAGCACACAUCAUUAUCUAGAAACACUGGUGCAUCAUGGGAAUUCUGUACACCUACUAUCUACCAAGUCAGAAACUACAAAGCGCAUAAAAGAGAUGGUUGCUAUGGAAACAAUACCACCAAUCAGUCAUGAUAUCAUUGAGUUCCAGCCCAGUAGUGACUUUGCUGCACAUGCAUUAAUAGGAGUGAUCAAAUCUGAUGUCUGUCCAUCCAAAUGUACAGUUGAAAACAUUCCAAAACAACUCAUGAAAGGUAUGCCUGUCAAACUGCUCAUCACAACCAGAGAUUUCAAAGGAAAAAAAAUCAUUCCCCGUCAAGAUGUCCAGGUGAAAACAAAGACCCCUGGUGCAUCAUGGGAAAACAUUGGCAUUACAGACAAUAACAAUGGGACAUAUCAUGUGAUGAUAACAGGAAAGACGGAAGGAAAACAUCAAGUUGCCAUGACGAUUGGUAACCAACAUAUACCAGGAUCACCAUUCCAUAUUCCUGUUAUCAUAGGAUUAGUACAGACAGUGAGAAACGCAGGAAGUGAAGGACAGCUCAGCAAUCCUGUGGGAAUAACCAUAAAUAAACAUGGUGACUUUGUCACAGCUGAUACCAGUAACAAUAGAGUGGUCAUACAUUACAGAGAUGGAAAUUACAAACAAUCAUUUACAUUCACUGGUCAGUUUGCAAAGACAUUCAGACCAUGUGAUGUAGCAAUAUCAGAUGAUAAUGAAUACUUUAUGACAGAUUACAAUAACAAACAAGUAGUUGUGACUGAUGAAUACGGAAAGUCAAUUAGAAAGUUUGGAAACUCAGAAAUGUAUGAACCACGUGGAAUUGCAGUUAACCCUGUUACUAAGAAUGUGUAUGUGAGUGAGUAUAGUAAGCAUUGUAUUAGAAAGUAUACACAGGGUCGUGUGUAUAUUAAGUCAUUUGGGAAAAGUGGAAAUAAGCAAGGAGAGUUCAAUACACCUUGCUUGUUAGCUAUUAACAGUAAAGGGAUGGUAUAUGUGCCAGAUUGGGGGAACCACCGUAUUCAGGUAUUCAAUUCUGAUGACCAGUUUAUGUUUGAAUUCUCUUCCACUGGUGACAGUAGAAUGAGUCAUCCAAAGGGAGUGGCUGUAGAUAAGAAUGAUUAUGUAUAUGUAAGCAGUAAUCAUAAAGUCACUAAGCAUGACAACUAUGGUCAGUUUAUUUGCAGGAUUGAUAGUGACAAGGAUGGACUGAGUUGGCCCUGUGGUGUAGCAGUGUGUAAUGAUGGUAGAAUAGCUGUAGUGGAUAACAACAAUAAAUGCAUCAAAGUGUUUGUAGAGUGAGGCUAAUUUUAAAGUUGGAGUAAAUUGGAAUCUACUGCCAACAAAGAAGCUUCACACUAGAUGUACUCACAUGUCAAGGGCAAAUAAAAGUAAGGGUGGGUAACAUUCUGAGAGAUGACCUUCA